AUGGAUUUCUCCAACCUCAAAGACCAGGUCAGCAACAUGUCCUUGUAUGACCUCAAGGCCGGUGUUCGCAAGGUGCAGAAUGCUGUCAUGAACUAUACCGAGAUGGAAUCCAAGGUCCGGGAAGCUACAAACAAUGAACCCUGGGGUGCCUCGACCACGUUGAUGCAGGAUAUUGCCAAUGGAACGCAUAGCUACCAAUUACUCAAUGAGAUCAUGCCCAUUAUCUACAAGCGAUUCACCGACAAGGCUGCAGAGGAAUGGCGACAGAUUUACAAGAGUCUUCAGCUCCUUGAAUUCCUUGUCAAGAACGGUUCCGAACGAGUCGUCGAUGAUGCACGAUCCCACAUGUCGUUGAUUCGGAUGCUCCGGCAGUUCCACUAUAUUGAUAUGAACGGCAAGGACCAGGGUAUCAAUGUGCGCAACCGGUCGUCCGAGCUGGUGAAAUUACUGGGAGAUGUGGAUCAGAUUCGGACUGAAAGAAAAAAGGCCAAGAACAACCGCAACAAGUUCAGUGGUUUCGAAGGUGGUAUGGGUGCCGGAUCAGGAAUGUCUAGCUCGGGCUCGGGUCGUUAUGGAGGCUUUGGUAGUGAGAGUAUGGGGUACGGUGGAUACAGCGGAGGUGUCUACGGUGACGGCGGUGGCUUUGGUGGGGAAUCUGGCGGGCAAGCUGGCGUUGAUUUCCAGGACGCCGGACGCCGGCCCAACCGCUUCGAAGAGUAUGACGAGUAUGACGAGGGAGAUGCCCCCGCACGCCCGCGUGAGCCUGUCGCCCGGGCGAAGCCCCAAGCAAAGAAGCCCGAGCCAGCUCCUGCGCCUGUGGCAGACCUCUUCGACUUUGGCGACGACGAGCCUGUUACAACCACAGCUUCCACCUCAACCGGCAAGCAACCUGCCGGCAGUGCUCUCAACAUACUAGACCCAACCCCAGCCGACGACGACGACUUUGACGACUUCCAGUCCGCAACCCCGGCUACCCAGCCUACUCAGUCGUCAAACCAGUUCGGCAUCCCCCUCCGGCUUCCACUGCCAGCACAAGGUGCCAACCUCGACGGUCUAGUUGGCUUCAAAUCGGCCACCCCCACUCCCUCUUCCAGCGGGAUCCCAACUCCCCUUUCGCAGAUGGCCCCGAUGCAACAGCAGAAGCCCUCCGGUUACCAAGCUGCCACACCCAACUACUUCACCUCUGUCCACGUGCCCCAACAUUCUGGAUCCUCUCACGGUGCCACCACCUCCAUGUCCUCCGUGGCUUCCCCCACCACAGCGAACAAGCCAGCUUCAGCAGCAGCGAAGAAACCCUCGGGUGACGCCUUCGGCUCGCUGUGGUCGACCGCCAGCGCCAGCGCCGGUAUCCAGAAAUCCAACACUGGCACACACAAGGGCCCCAACCUUGCCAGCAUGGCCAAGGAAAAAGCUAGCGCCGGCAUCUGGGGUGCUCCAGCUCCCUCCAGCACCUCCUCCACGCCCAGCCAGCCCCAGAACAAGCAACAGUCUAGCUCGGCCUUUGAUGAUUUGCUUAGUUAA
Penicillium verrucosum is the source of this 1521-nucleotide messenger RNA. RefSeq names its product ENTH domain-containing protein. Bases 1 to 1521 code for a protein of 506 amino acids. The transcript is spliced from 6 exons. The record is from RefSeq and is a predicted model, not a curated record. Gene Ontology annotation, biological process: Golgi to endosome transport; endocytosis. Gene Ontology annotation, molecular function: clathrin binding; phospholipid binding. Gene Ontology annotation, cellular component: endosome; clathrin vesicle coat; plasma membrane. NCBI's taxonomy places the organism in Eukaryota, Fungi, Ascomycota, Eurotiomycetes, Eurotiales, Aspergillaceae.